Messenger RNA from Parnassius apollo (apollo), 5067 nucleotides. The record is from the annotation of a GenBank genome assembly. NCBI's taxonomy places the organism in Eukaryota, Metazoa, Arthropoda, Insecta, Lepidoptera, Papilionidae.
AUGGCUGCGACGCAGGCAGAGUCUCAGCGUGGCGAAGUGAACGUAGAUCAGAGUCCAUCGGAGCAGCUCAGUGAAUCUCGGAGCGCUCUAUUACAAAACGGCACUGACAAGAACGUAGGGCGCGUUCCGCCCGAUGGCGUUGUGAACACAAAGAGCAAAUCGGCGAUGUCGGCCGAUUCCGGGCAGCCACGCGACAGUGGCGAAGUACCUGGUCACGAUAGGAGCGGCGAACGGCCGGUAACGGACCAGUACGGCCAGUAUCGUUAUCCAGAAGGGGCAGAUCCAUAUUAUGCGGCGCGGCCUGGUUUUCCCGGUAAACCGCGCCCUCCGCCGCAACAGAGAUUCUUUCCGGGUCAGCCUGCAUCACAGGCGCCAGGUCCCACGCCCACACUUAACUCAUUGCUGCAAUCGAGCGGUGCGCCGCCACACCGCUAUCCCAAUAGCUAUGAGCAGCCACCGGCGGGUUAUGGUCCCGCCCCUGGUUGGCCUCCGCCACGACCAAUGCCUCCAUAUAAUCCUCAAGGAGGACCCUACAGAAAUUCUACACCGCCGCGGGGCUACGGUGGACCUCCGUACGGCGGCGGGCCGGGCGCGGCUGGCGGACAGCAGCCGCCCGGCGGCUACGGCCCCCCCGGCUCCUAUCCGCAACGGUAUCCGCCGCCGCCUAACUCGCGACCGCCUUUCUCACCACAUCAGGGCUACGAGCGCGGCGGAUCCCCGCAACCGCCGUCCCAUCCUCCAGGUGCACCGAGCCCAGGCGCUGCGCCCAAUUCUGGUGCGCUGUCCCCCACACAUGACUCCCAGCAUCCGCCACAUUUGCCGCCUGGCUCGCAGCCGCCGCUACAGGGCUACCCGCAACCGCCGAGGCCUCCUCAACCGUCCACGCCCAAUGCGCAUGAUCCUGAUUCGGAUCUGACAGGACAAAACAGCAAUGAUUCGGGCGGCAGCGGAGGCGCGGGGCGCGCUUCGACGCCGCACCUGAGGCCCACACCCAGUCCCACCGGCUCCAGCGGUUCCCGCUCCAUGUCACCAGCUGUCGGCACGCAGAACGUACCGAUGCCCCCGCGGCCGUCGUCGUCGCUGUCGGACGGCAGCGCGCCCGCGCGCGGCGCCGUGCCGGCGGGCGGAGCGCCGGGCGCAAUGGUGGCGCAGCCCUACCACCACGCAUACAAGGCGGCGCACUACCCGCCGCAGCCCUACGGCUACCCGCCGAGAAACCACCACCCGUACCCGUACGCCGGCUACCGCCCGGCGCCGCCGCCGCCGCAUCCGCCGCAGCACUAUCCUCCCCUCAAGUCAAAUCCACUAUCCCUGCUAAAGCCAGAACGUGUUUGCGGUCUUCCAUUGAAAACUGUAAAGAGAAAAAAGUUAAAGAGAAUUGCGUUGACGCAGGGUGCGGGCGGGGGUGUCGCGCGGCACAUGGGCCCGCCGGGCGAGGCGAUGCCGCCACCGACGGCGCCGGGCGAGCACGACAACGGGCCCGCCGCGCCCGCCACCGCGCUCGUUACCACUGGUCCCGACGGUGCGCCGCUCGACGAGGGCAGCCAGCAGAGCACGCUCAGCAACGCCUCCGCCGCGUCGGGCGAGGAGCAGUGCGGGCCGAAGGCGCGCAAGGAGCUGGGCGCGGGCAGCGCGGCGCCGUCGCCGUCGCCCGGCGGCGGCUCGCACUCCUCGCUGCACGACGACUACGACGCGCCCGCCGCCUGGCCGCGUCCGCCCUCCAGCCCCGUAUUUAACAGUCACAUACCGCCGGAGUCCUACAGAUCAAAGAAGUCGGACUCGCUGGGCAAGCUGUACGAGAUGGACGACGCGCCGGAGCGGCGCGGCUGGGUGGAGCGGCUGCUGGCUUUCAUGGAGGAGCGGCGCACGCCCAUCGCCGCCUGCCCCACCAUCUCCAAACAGCCGCUCGACCUCUACCGCCUCUACCUGCUGGUGCGCGACCGCGGCGGCUUCGUCGAGGUGACAAAGAACAAAACGUGGAAAGACAUUGCGGGUCUACUGGGAAUUGGCGCCUCAUCAUCAGCCGCGUAUACCCUACGCAAGCACUACACAAAGAAUCUGCUCGCCUAUGAAUGCCAUUUCGAUCGCGGCGGAAUCGAUCCUCAACCAAUUAUCAAUCAGGUGGAAGCCUCCACAAAAAAGAAGGGCGGCAAGGCCAACAAUACUGCAAGUGCUGCAGGUUCGUCGAAUUCGUCGGAGUCGUUUCCCGGCGGUGGCGCGGCGGCGGGCGGCGCCAUGGACGGCUACGCGCCGCAGUACGCCGGCUACCCGCCGCCCGCCAGCCAGCCGCAGGGUUACCAACAGGGGUACGGGUACGAAUAUGGAUCACCUUACCCAUCAAAUAGGCCUGUUUAUCCGCCGUAUGGCCCGGAAGGUGAUAGGUCGUACGGCUCGGGCGAGUACCGGUACGGAGGGUACGCGGGCGGGUACCGCGCGGGCGCGCCGCCGCCGGCCGGCACGCCGCCACCCGCGCAGCCCUACCCGGACUACUACCGGCCGCAGCCCGCGCAGCACGCGCCGCACCUGCCGCACGCGCCGCACGCGCCGCACCCGCAACACCCGCCGCACCCGCAACACCCCCAGCACGCGCCGCAGCACUCGCCGCAUCCACAGCAUCCCCAGCAUCCACAGCACCAACAACACCCGCAGCAGCAGCAGCCGCCUAUCGAGAUGUCGGGCGGCGCGGGCGCGCAGCAGUCGGUCGGUAACCUAAUGAGCUCGCAGCUCGCGCGCCAGCUGGUGGCGCCGCUGCCGCCCAGCGCGCGGCCCUACUACGGCGGCGGUAAGAACGCGAGCGCGAGCAGUGCGGGCGCAGCGAACUCGGGCGCGGGCGCGGGUGCGGGCGCGGGCGGGGGCGCGGCGGCGGCGGGCGGCGUGGCGGCGGGCGCGCCGCGCCGCCACCCCGAUUUCGCGAAGGGCGAGCCGUUCGCGGCGGGCGGCGCGCGCUUCCCGGCCGCGUGGGCCGGCGGCUUUGCGCGCUCGCCCGCCCCGCAGCCCGCCUGGCGCCCGCCGCUGCCCGCCGCGCAGCCGCCCGCCUGGCCGCACCAGCCCUACCAGCCGCAGACGCCGGGCGGGCCGGCGUGGGGCGCGCCGCGGCCGCCGCUCGAGCUGCCGCCCGCCGCGCCGUCGCCUGGUGCGGUACCAGGCGUAGGAGCAGGACAAAUCAAGCGAGAGUUGACGUUCCCUCCAGAUUGUGUGGAAGCGACAGUACCCACUGCCGAAAAAAGGCGGCGGCUCACGAAGGCUGACGUCGCACCAGUUGAUGCGUGGCGAAUAAUGAUGGCCUUAAAAUCCGGUCUCCUGGCGGAGACAUGUUGGGCGCUGGACAUCUUAAACAUAUUGCUUUUCGACGACAACUGUAUAAGCUAUUUUGGACUGCAACAUAUGCCCGGACUUCUCGACUUGUUGCUCGAGCAUUUCCAUAAAAGUUUGAGUGACGUAUUCGACGCCCCAAUGCCGGAAAAUGAACCGUGGUACGCCACUCCCGCCGAGGCCGAACCGCCCGCCAAAGUGCGCCGAAGAGCCGAGCCGCCCGAUCCCGCCGACAACGUACGCAUACUCUCCGGCGAAAACUACACGUGCCAGUCGCGGCGGCGCCAUCCCGUCGUGUACAAGGGCGACGACGAACUGUUUGCGCCCGAAGACUGCGAAUCGGACGGCGAGCAUGUGGAGGACGUGUUAGAACCUUGGCAGUUCGGCGGCUACUCGGCGGGCGCCGCCCACGUGGUGCCGUGUUUCCGCGCAGAGUUCCUGCCGCUGCCGUUCGUGCGCGUGCUUCCGUCGCAGCGCGCCUCAGAACCCGUCGCGCAGCCAGAGCCCGUCACGAAGUCCGAACCUGCGCCCGCGCCGACGCCUACUCCCACACCGGAACCGCCCGACGCGCCCGACGCCCACACACCGCCGCCGUCCGACCGCGACAACCUCGAAGCGGAGCCCAUGGAACUGGAACCCGAGCGGCGGCCCACCCUUCUCGUCCGCGACCCUGCGGGCGUGCUGAAGCGGCGGCGCCUCGAGGACUACGAGGACGAGUGCUAUACGCGGGACGAGCCCAGCUUAAACCUCGUGAACGAGACGCGUGACGCGCUGGCGAAACGGUGUAUCGCGCUGUCGAAUAUUCUGCGCGGGCUGACGUUCGUGCCCGGUAACGAGGCGGAGUUCUCGCGGUCGAGCGCGUUUCUGGCGGGGGCGGGCAAGCUGCUGCUGCUGCACCACGAGCACGCGCCGCGGGCGGCGCGCGCGCGCGCUUACGAACGGGCGGCGCGCGACGACGCGGACGUGGACGCGUGCUGUUCCAGCCUACGCGGCGAGCACGAGUGGUGGUGGGACACGCUGGCGCAGCUGCGCGAGGACGCGCUUGUGUGUUGCGCCAACAUCGCGGGCGGCGUCGAGCUGGCCGGUCAACCCGAGGCGGUGGCGCGGCCGCUGCUGGAUGGGCUGCUGCACUGGAGCGUGUGCCCGGCGGCCGUGGCAGGCGACGCGCCGCCGGCGGCCGCGGCUGGCUCACCGCUGUCGCCACGCCGGCUGGCGCUCGAGGCGCUGUGUAAGCUAUGCGUGACGGACGCGAACGUGGACCUGGUGCUGGCGACGCCGCCGCGAGGGCGCGUGGCGCAGCUGUGCGCGGGGCUGGCGCGCGACCUGUGCCGGCCCGAGCGGCCCGUGCUGCGCGAGUUCGCCGUCAACAUUCUACACUACCUGGCGGGUGCGGGCGGCGCGGCUGCGCGCGAGGUGGCGCUGCACGCGCCCGCCGUGGCGCAGCUGGUAGCGUUCAUCGAGCGCGCCGAGCACGCGGCGCUAGGCGUGGCCAACCAGCACGGCGUGGCGGCGCUGCGAGAUAACCCCGACGCCAUGGGCACGUCGCUGGAUAUGCUGCGGCGCGCCGCCGCCACGCUGCUGCGCCUGGCCGAGCACCCGGAGAACCGGCCGCUUAUCCGCCGCCACGAGCGCCGCCUGCUCUCGCUCGUUAUGAGCCAGAUCCUCGACCAGAAGGUGGCGCACGAGCUUGCCGACGUGCUCUACCACUGCAGCCAGCGGACCGAACUCGACGCGACCGCGCAACACGAACACUAG